This is a messenger RNA of Pungitius pungitius (ninespine stickleback), 814 nucleotides long. It is a transcript of the gene chchd10, whose product is annotated as coiled-coil-helix-coiled-coil-helix domain containing 10. The record is from RefSeq and is a predicted model, not a curated record. The transcript has 4 exons. Gene Ontology annotation, cellular component: mitochondrion; nucleus. The coding region runs from base 211 to 630 and encodes 139 amino acids. Gene Ontology annotation, biological process: mitochondrion organization. Lineage: Eukaryota; Metazoa; Chordata; Actinopteri; Perciformes; Gasterosteidae.
UAAGUCUGACGACAUGUGUGCACGCAGCCGGGGGCGUCAAACCCUUGAGCAAAACCGCACAAGGUCAGUGGCACGUGUGCGCGCGCACAGCUGCUGUCAUCUGACCGCGGGGCAGCAGUCCGUUACGAAAAGGCACGUUUCUGGAAGCAACGAAGGGCAGAUCCCGUUCUUUAGUCCAGGUCGUCACUAAAGCUUGCAUUGACCUCCGAGAUGGCCCGAGGAAGCCGCAGCCACCACUCCGCGCCAGCCAGCCCGGCUAUUUCCCAUGCGCCAGCCCCCGCUCAUCCACCUCCUGCUGCGAUGGCCCCGGCUCCAGCUCAGUCCCAGGGUCCGGGCCUCAUGGCCCAGAUGGCGACCACAGCUGCUGGAGUGGCGGCGGGCUCGGUUGCGGGCCACCUCCUUGUCGGCGCCCUUUCGGGAUCCAGCGGUGGAAGCAGCAACGCCGAGCCGGCCAAGCCUACAUACCAGGAGCCCCCCCGGUCUGCCCCAGGCCAGCCAGGCCCAUGUCACUACGAGGUCAAACAGUUCCUUGACUGCGCCACCAACCAGACGGACCUGAGUUUGUGCGAGGGCUUCAACGAGGCGCUCAAGCAGUGCAAGUUCUCCCGGGGUGUGACAUCACUGGUGUGAAAAAUGUUCAUCAGAGGUCGUGACGGACAUUAAUAUUUACUGUAAAGAUGGCCACAUCACACAUAAAUGUGAACGUGUACCACAGGCGGCGAGCAUGUUGGUUUAGUUGAUUGACAGUGUAAUGUUUGCCAUGUUCUUGGCGUGUACAGUAAUUAAACAUUUAAUAAACGGCUGCUAUACUCAU